CUGGAUUUCCUCUGAUUGGAGACGAAGAACUUUUGAUUUAAAAUUCCUAGUGGUUUCUUUUUUCAGACAUUGAAGUUCGAUGCGAAAUUUCUAGGCAAUUUGAUGCUUAUCGAGCUUGGUUUCUCUGUAAAAGUACAGUGAUAGCACACUGGAUUUGAUGUAUCUGUAGGAGAUUCAUUUUUGAUGAUAUAUGGUGAAUUAAUCACUGAAAUUCAAUAGCAGCUUCUUGUUAGAAGCAAUUAUGGAAAGUAUUGUUUGUUGAAAGUGUCCUUGGCUGUUUUAGUGAAGGAAUACAAACAAGUACACGGAACGGAAGGAACUUGAAGAUCAAACUUGAGCUUUGAUAUUUGUGGAGACAGGAGCCAAGAAUUUAGUAAAUCAUAUAUUUGAGCGACUUGUGAUUUGGAAAAUGAUAUUAGGAAGUUAAGGUAGUUAAUCAUAUAUUUGGAGGAUUUGUGCUUUAUGUCUUGGACAGCCCUGACUUCAGGUUCACCUGAAGGAGCUUCAACAAUGGUUGCCUAUCCAAGGGUUCUUUCAUGGAUUGGAGGUUCAGCGUACGGACUAGCUUUCUUGUUAUUCUUCACUUCAUUGCUUCUGGUCACACAACCAAUUGGGCCUACUGUUCGUUGGAACUUGUAUGGUGUUGAUAAUUUGCGGGAAUUUAAUUCAACGUCUUGGAGCAAUAAAACAAUUUGUGAUUCUUUCAACUAUGGUAAUAACAAAUAUUUGAGAAAAUUUGAUGUAGUGGUGUCGGGGUUAAAUGAAACUGAAAGUAAUUCCCGACACAAUGAUGAUGGAAUUGAUGAUUCUUCUUCUAUAAAGGCAGACUCAACAAUGUCAGGGAACAAUCAAUCUGUUGUUGGCAGCAUAGGUGGGAUGGAUGAGAAUCAGACUUCGAAGUCUGAUGAUACAAAUGACGUGUCUAAUUUACAAGUGUAUUCUGGUCCUUCAAUUGUAUCAGAAACAUAGAAAUCAGUGGAUCAGCAAGGGCAAGAGGCCAAAGAAAAUCCUACCUCUUCUAAUGUUGCAAAGGGUGUUGAAAAUGCUGAACCCGCUUCCCUGGGCUUAGUAAACAGUUCCAAUAUUAUACAGCCAGGAUUGGCUGUGCCAUCUUC
Camellia sinensis is the source of this 1115-nucleotide messenger RNA. The record is from RefSeq and is a predicted model, not a curated record. NCBI's taxonomy places the organism in Eukaryota, Viridiplantae, Streptophyta, Magnoliopsida, Ericales, Theaceae.